Molecule: messenger RNA, 812 nt
Organism: Strongylus vulgaris
Lineage: Eukaryota; Metazoa; Nematoda; Chromadorea; Rhabditida; Strongylidae
Source: the annotation of a GenBank genome assembly
AUGAUAACUGAUAAAGAGACGGCAAUCUUUCGUGAAAAGAUUGAUCCGAACUUCCCAGAUUUGAUCGAAUUAGCAAGGAAAUGUCCAUUGGUGAUGGUAAACUCAAAUGAGCUUUAUGACUUUCCCAGACCUACACUUGCGAAAAUAGUGAACAUAGGCGGUGUAGGAGCUCAGUUGAAGGAUGUGGAGCCAUUAUCACAUGAAUUCCAGCAAAUAGUUGAUGUUGCCAAAGGAAUUGUGGUAUUUUCCUUUGGCUCAGUUGCUCCAAGUGAUAGAAUGCCUUUUGCCUGGAAAAUGGCUUUCAUUGACGCCUUUAAGCGCUUUCCAGACUAUCAUUUCAUCUGGAGAUAUGUGGGAACAGUUUCGGCUGGUGUUCCAUUAAUAACAAUACCUCUUUUUGGGGAUCAACCGAAGAACUCGAAACUUGCUGAGCAACAUCACUUUGCCCUACGCAUACACAAAAGCGAAAUCAAUGCCGAUACCGUGGCUGAAGUGCUGAAAAAAAUACUUACUGAUCAAAGCUACUCUCAUAACAUCAAACGCCUUGCGCAGAUGGUUAGGAAAAAGCCGGAGAGUGUUUCCCAUUUGUUGGUUUCAUGGACUGAGUUUGUCGCUGAGUUCAAGACGUUGGAUAACCUCGUGCCGGCAGGAAACAAACUGAAUUUUAUUCAAUAUCACUCCAUAGAUGUUAUUUCACUCCUAUUGUGCAUUAUCUUUACAAUUUGCUUUAUUUUGUGGAAGUCGUUGAAGUUCGCAUUAUUGAAAUUACUACCAAUGACAUUCUCUAGUAGAAAGCAGAAAAAUGAAUAACU